This is a messenger RNA of Acomys russatus (golden spiny mouse), 1107 nucleotides long. RefSeq names its product interferon induced protein 35 (gene Ifi35). The transcript is spliced from 7 exons. The coding region runs from base 193 to 1059 and encodes 288 amino acids. NCBI's taxonomy places the organism in Eukaryota, Metazoa, Chordata, Mammalia, Rodentia, Muridae. Gene Ontology annotation, cellular component: nucleus. The record is from RefSeq and is a predicted model, not a curated record.
GCUCAGAGGCGGACUUCACAGAAACGAAAGUGGAAGCAAGGCCGGCAAGCAGAAGGGGUUGAGGUCUGUUUCAGGCACUGCUGGAGGCUCUCGGGAGACCGAAGCCCAUUCUAAGGGUUCAAGCAAGGGUUUAGUCUUCAGGACCCUCCACUGCUCUGAAGUCUCAACUCCUGCCAACCAGGGGUGAGAGCCAUGUCUGUAACACUCCACGCCGUCCUCUACAGUCUUCAGGAGGAACAGUCCAGGCUCAAAACACGGCUGCAGGAGCUGCAGCAGCAGAAAAGGGACCGCACAGCCGCAGGCUUUCCCAGAGACAAGAUCCCAUUCCCGGUGCCGGAAGUCGCCCUGGUAUUCCAAGGCCACACUCACUGGGGCAAGCAAGUGCCUAAGACUCAGGUUUCCAACCUGAAGAUCUGCUGCCCUCUGCCUGGAGGGUCUGCUCUGAUCACCUUUGAAGACCCCAAAGUGGCUGAGCGGCUGCUACAACAAAAGGAACAUAAAAUUGACAUAGAAGACUGCCGGCUGCGAGUGCAGAUCCAGCCCUUGGAGCUGCCUAUGGUGACCAACAUCCAGGUGUCUAGCCAGCCAGAUAGCCACAGGGUGCUAGUCAGUGGCUUCCCUGCUGACCUCAAGCUGAGUGAGGAAGAGCUGCUAGACAAGCUGGAGAUCUUCUUUGGCAAGACCAAGAACGGAGGUGGCGAUGUAGAGACCCGGGAGUUGCUACAAGGGACUGUCAUGCUGGGAUUUGUUGAUGAAGAAGUGGCCCAGCACUUAUGCCAGAUUGGCCAGUUCAUAGUACCACUGGGCCGGCAGCAGGUUCCUCUGAGAGUCUCUCCCUAUGUAAGUGGGGAGAUCCAGAACGCUGAGAUCAAAUUCAAGCAAGCAUCUCACUCAGUGCUGGUGACAAAUAUUCCUGAUAUCCUGGACACCCAGGAGCUGCAUGACAUCCUGGAGAUCCACUUCCAGAAGCCCACUCGUGGGGGUGGGGAGGUGGAGGCCCUGGCAGUGGUGCCCUCAGGGCAGCAGGGCCUGGCUGUCUUCACUUCUGAGUCCAGCUAGCUCUGCCUGCCCAGUUGCCGGGGACUGGGAUCACAUACAGCCUAAUGC